Eurytemora carolleeae is the source of this 1369-nucleotide messenger RNA. RefSeq names its product V-type proton ATPase subunit C (gene Vha44). Gene Ontology annotation, cellular component: vacuolar proton-transporting V-type ATPase, V1 domain; lysosomal membrane. The record is from RefSeq and is a predicted model, not a curated record. Gene Ontology annotation, biological process: proton transmembrane transport. Gene Ontology annotation, molecular function: proton-transporting ATPase activity, rotational mechanism. NCBI's taxonomy places the organism in Eukaryota, Metazoa, Arthropoda, Copepoda, Calanoida, Temoridae.
AAGAACGAUGAAUACAAGUGAAUACUGGUUGAUAUCUGCCCCGGGGGAGAAAACAGGACAGCAGACCUUUGAUCGGCUCAACCAGGCGACCAGUAAACAGCAGUUGUCGACAAACUCUAAAUUUAACAUCCCUGAUUUAAAGGUUGGGCAGAUUGAGUCUGACUUAAAGAACAAGGCGGCCGCCUACAACGGGCUCAAGAGUAGUUUACAGAAUAUUGAGAAGAAACAAACUGGGUCCUUGGUGGCUCGCAAUCUUGGAGAUCUUGUGAAAAAGGAACACUUUGUGCUUGACUCUGAGUAUUUAACAACCCUACUUGUUGUUGUUCCUCUCUCUACCAUCAAUGAUUGGAACCUUAAGUACGAAAAGCUCACUGAUAUGGUGGUUCCCAGGUCCUCACAGCUGGUGUACCAGGAUAAUGACCACGCCCUAGUCACCGUCUCUCUGUUCAUCAAGGUGGUCGACGAGUUCAAGAACAAGGCUAGGGAGUGCAGGUUCCUUGUCAGGGACUUCUCAUACAAUGAUGAAGAGCUUAAAGCUGGAAAAACUGAGCUGACUAAACUUCACACAGACAAGAAGAAACAGUUUGGACCUCUGGUUCGAUGGUUAAAGGUAAACUUUGGUGAGUGCUUCACUGCCUGGAUUCAUGUGAAGGCACUUCGUGUUUUCGUAGAGUCAGUUCUCAGAUUUGGAUUACCGGUUAAUUUCCAGGGAAUGCUUCUUCUUCCUCAGAAGAAACAAAUGAAGAAACUCAGAGAGGUUCUCAACGAUCUGUAUCUACAUCUAGACACAGCAGGGACAAUUGGAGGAUCUGAAGAUAUCCCAACAGGACUGGGUCUGGGACAGGGAGAGUACUACCCCUACGUCUACUACAAGAUGAACAUUGAUAUGAUCGCAACAACUUCAGUUCUCAAUUAAUCGAAAAAAAAUCGUUUUCCUUGUCUAAUUAGUGUGUAUUUGAGGGAGAUUUUAAUUGUUUAAUUCGUCCUUCUUAUGUAAAGUUUCGCGGAUUUUUAAAUCUAGUUUUUCCCUCAUUUUCCGAUCUGACUCGAUGCGUUAGAGAAAUUAAAUAUUUAUUAUUUAUGAAUGUUGAUAGAAUAAAGCUGGUUUAUCAUUUUAUUGAAAAUCUUAAUUUUAUAUUUUAUUAUUUAUUUGUGCAGAAAAGUGAAGGUUUUCAAAACAAUUUUUUAAGCCCUUGAUAAUUAGUUUAGUUUGUCAUUUUCUAUAAUUUAACUUUUUGAUUGUAACUAGUCGACCUGAAAAGUGUUAAUUUUUUCUGUGCAUUUUCAAUUGUGAUUUUAAUACACUCAUGGGCAUCAAACUGUACAUGGAGUUUAUCUUGGUCCUGCUUCAUCUCUGUUUGUUUACAGA